UAAUGCCGACAUAUAAAGGAGGUUGUUAUUGUGGACAGAUCAGGUAUGAGUUCUCGCUGAACUCACUGGACGAGGCACGCACGAGCAUUUGUCAUUGCAAGAAUUGCAGAAAGUUUACGGGAGGAGAAUCAGGAAUUACGACUAAGAUCCCCAAAGAGGCGUUCACGCUUACUAAAGGAACACCAACACCGCAUAUCAUGGACAAUGGGAGUGGAACGAAUAUUCACCGGGAAUUCUGCGGCACUUGCGGAGGACCCAUUCUUGAGUAUGGGGAGCCAGUAGCCGAAAAGCACCGCUACGUUUUCUGGGGUACUCUUGACGAGCCAGAAGCGCUGUCGCCAAAGGGCGAGUUCUUCUGUAAGAACCGAGCAGGCUGGAUGCCCGAGGUUCCGAACGUGUUUCAUAUGCGGGAGAUCAAAGAGUGACACCAGGAACACAGAGUCCGAUCAUCAUCACAAUAACGUGAUCGUCAUCUUUCUCACUAUAAGUAGCAUAUCCAAAGUCAAGGAUGGGCGCGAAACCUCCUCGAGCAGCUCCGGCAGACGUAUGCAAUGAUCAUCGGCGGUUCCAGCACAAUGCACCCAGAGCUGGUGCACGUAGCCAGUAGAACGGUUAUGUCGCGAAUCCUCGUAAGCAAA
Molecule: messenger RNA, 638 nt
Organism: Dacryopinax primogenitus
Lineage: Eukaryota; Fungi; Basidiomycota; Dacrymycetes; Dacrymycetales; Dacrymycetaceae
Product: DUF636 domain protein
Exons: 4
Molecular function (GO): carbon-sulfur lyase activity
Source: RefSeq, a predicted model, not a curated record